Messenger RNA from Lineus longissimus, 5548 nucleotides. RefSeq names its product GPI ethanolamine phosphate transferase 1-like. NCBI's taxonomy places the organism in Eukaryota, Metazoa, Nemertea, Pilidiophora, Heteronemertea, Lineidae. Gene Ontology annotation, molecular function: mannose-ethanolamine phosphotransferase activity. The transcript has 29 exons. The record is from RefSeq and is a predicted model, not a curated record. Gene Ontology annotation, cellular component: endoplasmic reticulum membrane. Gene Ontology annotation, biological process: GPI anchor biosynthetic process. The coding region runs from base 109 to 2937 and encodes 942 amino acids.
AUCUGUUUCACCUUUCACCGAAUUUGACAAGAAUUGGGCCGUUUAGCAGAAUGGGAUGUAUGCAAAUGUGACUUAUGACAACGAAGAUAAUUACUUAAUUUUAGCAUCAUGAAAUACGUCAUCUUUUUCCUGGCUGGACUCCUCAUCCACCUUAUCUUUUUCUACUCCAUCUUUGACAUCUACUUCACGUCCCCGCUUGUCCAUGGCAUGACACCACAGUAUAACCCACUCCCAGCGCCUGCUAAGAGAUUGGUGCUAUUUGUUGCUGAUGGGCUGAGAGCUGACAAAGCAUUUGAGUCUGAUGAAGACCAGCGUCCAAGAGCUCCAUUCCUCAGGAAUAUUAUAAAGUAUGAAGGUGCUUGGGGUGUCUCACACACCCACGUCCCCACCGAAUCCAGGCCAGGUCAUGUGGCUCUUAUAGCUGGCUUCUAUGAAGAUGUCAGUGCUGUUGCUAGAGGUUGGAAAGAGAAUCCAGUGCCGUUUGAUUCUGUCUUCAAUGAGAGCAGAUACACCUGGUCCUGGGGUAGCCCGGAUAUUCUGCCAAUGUUUGCUAAAGGUGCUACCGGGGACCAUGUCUAUAUGGACAUGUACGAUGCAGACGUUGAAGACUUUGCUGGGGCUGACUUGAGUAAGCUGGACACUUGGGUCUUUGAUAAAGUCAAGGAUUUCUUCCAAGAUGCUAGGUUCAACAAAUCGCUAUCGAAGAAGCUCAAUGAUGAUAAGGUGGUCUUCUUCCUCCAUCUGCUUGGAAUAGACACCAAUGGUCAUGCAAACAGACCAAACUCAGAGGAGUAUUUACAUAACAUCAAGGUUGUGGAUGAUGGUAUCUCAGAAAUCGUCGCUCACAUUGAAGACUAUUUCAAGCAUGACAAACAGACCGCUUAUGUGUUCACUGCGGACCAUGGCAUGACGAAUUGGGGUAGCCAUGGUGCAGGGCACCCCCAUGAGACGCUGACCCCCUUCAUUGCCUGGGGAGCGGGGGUGCGCAAACCAUCACAGCCGAACAAUCACUACUUUAAAGAUGAAUUUUCUCUAGCUUGGAAACUGGGGCCAAUCGGUAGAACUGAUAUGAAUCAGGCUGACAUAGCUCCUCUGAUGUCAUGUUUAGCUGGUCUCCCCUUUCCACUCAACUCCGUGGGAAUCUUGCCUACUGAUGUCCUUGGAACUACAGAUCAGCACAAAGCAGAGAGCAUCUGGGCAAAUACCAGACAAAUCCUGGCAAAUUUCAAUGUGAAGAUGGACCAGAGGAAGUCUACCACUCUUUCAUUCAUGUUCAAACCUUUCCCAGACCUCCAAGAAUCUCAUCAGAUUGACAUCAUACGGAGAAUCCGCUUUUUUCUCAGAAAUAAAAGAUAUGAGGAAGUGCUUUAUUCCUGUCAAGACGCUAUUGAGCUUGCUUUGAAAGGUCUUCAUUACUACCAGACGUAUGAUCGAUUCUUCCUAGGGACAAGUGUGACACUAGGUUUUGUCGGCUGGAUGGCUUAUGUGAUCGCUGUACUUAUCCAUGACCACACCAACAUAGCGAAGGAGCGCCUCAAGUUCAUCCAGUACGACAGCAAACUCUACAUCCUUGCGAUCGAUGUCUUUUCAGCCAUCAUCGCUGCCGUCGUCAUCUUAUUAUUAUUCAUUCAGUCUCUUCCAUUUACACAUUACAUAUACUGCCUCCUGCCAGUGUUGCUGUGGAACUUAGUACUUAAAAGGUUCAAUGACAUCGGUGACCUGUUCGGAUACAUAGAUGAGCACAGGAAGUUUCGUAGUUCAUUCUUCCUACUUGUAUUGUGGAUCAUAGGACUGGAAAUUGUUGUAUUGACAUUUUUCUACCGUGAGGUGUUGUCGGUUGGACUGGUGCUGAUGUCAAUCUGGCCAUUUUGUACUGAUAUCAAGGGAAAAGACAUGGUGACCGCCCUGGGUUGGUCCAUUUCUUGUCUGACGUUGGCUAUCUUCCCCAUCCUGCCUGUUGUUGGAAGGGAAGCCAAUUACAAUCUUGUAUCAAUGGCAAGUUUUCUGUCUUUCGGUGUGGCUAUUAUAUGUGCCAGAAGAGCGGAGAGUGGUAUAAUGUUAUCAGUGAGGAAGCGGCACAAAGACUUCUUCGUGUUCUGUCUCACAGUUUGCCAGAUUGGUAUGAUAUUACUUGCCAACUACCUUGUGCAGGACACUGCCAACAGUAUUGCUGCAAAAAAUGGUCUGCCAAGACUGAAUCAGAUCUUAAGCUGGCUUAUUCUAGUUUCAUCAUUUGUGAUACCAAUGUUGAGUCGAACACUCAUCUCCACAAGAUUGUUUAGUAUAGCACUAGCAUUGCUACCUGUCUACUUCCUAAUGAGCAUAGCUCAUGAGGGCAUGUUCUGUCUAUGUUUGUGUUGUUUGUUAUAUUUUUGGGUCCAGAUAGAAAAUAAACAAGAUAAAGACUCUUCUAAAGAGAUGUGGAAUCUUGACUUUAUCGAGGCACAUUCUGGCAGCACUCAACGAGCCCUCAACUUAGCAGAUUUCAGGAGAGCUUACUUUUUUAUAUUACUGAUUCUCUUAGCAUUCUAUGGGACGGGGAACAUUGCAAGUAUAAACAGCUUUGAACCUGCCUCUGUGUAUUGUUUCCUCACUGUAUUUAAUCCAUUUGUGAUGGGAGCAAUCAUGUUUACCAAGAUAUUAAUUCCGUUCAUCCUGGUGACGUGUACAUUCCAAGCUAUUCAUAUCAUCCUCCAAGUUCCCAUCAAAAGCCUCUAUCUGGUUGUACUAAUCAUGUCGGACUUUAUGGCACUGCACUUCUUCUUCCUUGUGCGAGACUACGGAAGCUGGCUCGAGAUCGGCACGUCAAUCAGCCAUUACACGGUGAUGAUGGGUAUGAUUGUGUUCCUGAUGGUCCUGAUGCUGCUAGCCCGCCCCCUAACCACCGUCUCACUUAGACGGGUGACCAAUGGCAACAGGAAAUUCCACUGCAGUUAGAAACAGAAUUCUGCUGUUGUAAGGCCAUGUAUAAAAAAAGUUGGUUGUUAUUCCCCACCUGACCCAACAAUACUGCUCAGACCAAGGACCAUGGUGUCAGUGUGGCACCUCUGUGGAUUAUUAAAUGAAGGGGGUGAUCCUUCAGAGAAAAAAAAUCCCCAUUGACCCAAGCUUUUGGAGGAAAAAAUAUGAUUACCAACUUAUUUAUAUAUGGCCUCCGAGAUCAUCUCCACAAUCACAUAUUGUAAGUGCCAGAAGACGUUGGAAUGGUGUACUGGUUUAUACAUUUAGGUGGCCUGUUUCAUAAUAUUCAAGGCUUUGUUAGACAAUCAUCUUAAGGAUUGUUCUUCAUCUGGGAAGAAAACAUUCGAGUAGUUAGAUACAUUCUACAUUUGAAUGUCAGUGGUGCUGAACAUGUUUAGUAAGAACAUUUUGAAAGUGUCAUUGUUAAAUGGGGGAAAAUCGUUUAGAGGAUUGUUUGUAUAUCAUUACUUAACUAUGGAUGACUUGUCCUGUAUUUAUUUUUACUGUACGUAAAAGUAGCCACCACAAAGAAUUAUAAAUUCAGGUUUGCUUAUAUAUUUUUGGUUAAAGUGAAUAACUGAUCGAGCUCAACAACCUUGUUGGACAUAAGCCUGUAAAUGCAUCCAAGUUAAAGCUCAGAUGCUCAAAUAAAAUACUUUCAGUUCAGCAAGUGAUAUCAUUUCCAAAUAUGAAUUUGAUUUGUGAAUUAAUUCGUCUCAUUUUCCUACACACCAUUAUGAUAUUUCUUGUGGUGUUUAUAUUUUCUAAGAGUAUCUAGAUAAGUCGAUGUGGGGGCUCUUUGUUAAUUGGAUUUUGAUAUUCUAAAAUAUAAUGUAUCCUUUUUUAUGACAUAAUUAUGGUCGAGUUGGCAGUUUCAUAUUGAUCAUUAAAGAAACUAUAUUGAGCUAUAUUUCAACUUCCUGGUACCAGGUUUUCGCUGUACCUGACAGUUGCAGCUUGGAGCCCCACCUUCCUCUGAUCUGGAUACAGACAGUUGCAUUAUUUUUGUGCCAUCCAUUUGCCUGUGAUACUCUGUUUUAGAGGAAACUACCUGAUAUCACAGAUGUGUCCUUCUGAUAUCAUCAUUAAUACAUUUAUUUAUGACAUCAUAUAAUCUGUAUUCAUGUAAUAAUUUGAUGAUUUGUAUAUUGCUGAAUUUAAGUUAUACAUGAAGCUAGAGAAUUGGAAUUGGUUGAAUUUGGUAAUGUUUUAGAUGAACAGAUAAAAGUAUGGUAGAGAAAUGAGUCCUACUAGGCCCAAAAUUCCUUGUCAAGUUCGAACAGCUUAGGGUUGAAGCUGAAGUUGAGAAAUACUGUAUGAUCUGUUGUCUUCUGAUAAAGACUUUCAGAACGGUUUGCCACAAGGCAUGGACUCAAGCUGUGAAUUAGAAAUGCUGCGAAGUGAACUCGUACACUGGCUACUUCAAAACCAAAUUAUUAUCAACCAUCUUGCUCUGUGCCGAAAUGACUCCAUGCAGUCUGCUGAUGUAAAAACGUUCCUGCCCGUUUAGUCUUAGUAGAGGCUUGUGUAGCUAUGUACUCCUCACCAUGUUUAGGCUUUCAUAUACCCUAUUUUGAAUUCUAAUAAUUUGCUUAUCUGGAUUGAUGUUAUUCAAGAUGUCUUCAAGAGCACAGUGGGAGAAAAGGUGUGAAUGAUUAAAAAUUCUUGUGUUGUCAAUGAUUGUUUGGUGAUACGUUACUGCACCUAUAUUUAAUCAAAGGGUACAAGGAACGCCUCCUACGGCAAGCCUCCUUAUAGGGGAUACUGUGACUGAUGAUACAUAUCUGUUCCAUUUCAUUGAUCCCAUCAGAUUGUUCUCAUCUGUGGUUGCAUCUCCUGUUAUUGUGUGGGAAUAUGGGUGGUGGCUGUGCUUGAGCUGUUUUGACAGCUGAAACAAGACGCCAUUUCUAUCGAAUUCCCUUUGUUUGAUCAUACAGAUCAUCUUCCAUGAAGGCGAAAAGGCAUGAGAAUCUAUCAAUUCUUCAACAAUGUCAAAAUAGAUUUGGCGACGGUGGCGCUAUCUCGUGGCAGACUGAAGAACUGAAAUCUUCGCCCAAAACUUUCAGUUCCACUUUCUACCGCUAGACAGCAGCACUGUCAGAAAUUGAGCAUGUCGGGCCUUUUGUAGAAAUAGACUAGCAAAUGUAACAGGACUCAUUAAGUUGGUGUUUUUAUAAUGGGGCCUUUAGCUACACUUGCAUGUACAGGAGUUAUGGGACACCAGAUUAAUCAGGUCCUUAUGCAAACCAAUUGGGCCCAACUUCAAAUUAGUUAAAUUUUAAGACACAUAUAUUAUAUGAACAAUGCGUGAACAACUCCGAGUGUUCUCAAGGCAGCUUCUUUUGAAGUGCUUUUUAAUAGAUUUUCCAUAGCGCUGACAGUCAACGCCUUUUCUACCUAUUCAUUUAUUUCGGCCCAACUACAGAAGUAGCUCUGUACAUUAUGUACACUCUGUCCCUCUGUACAUUAUGUACACAUUCCUAUCAUUUAGCACAGUGUCCCGGCUAUUCUGCAGUUGCUCCUUUAUUUCCUCUGUAGUUUUAUGCCGUACAAUAAAGUACAAAAACAAAAUGACCCUUGAAAAAUC